UUAAGAGUUGGAGACUAUUUUAUGAUUAUUUUCUGUUAGAAAAUUAAGUUUAUCUUGUUAUUUAUAAUAUAUAUUUGUAAGAUAUAACAGAAAAAACAUGUUGAUUUAUUCAAGGUAGAAAUAACCAUAGCUUAUAUUGUUUUCCAACGUAAGAAGCAAAAUUCAUGAGUUUUCGCGAUCUUCAAUAAUUUGACAAGGAUAAGUAUGAUUUAAAACAACAAUGAGAUGUACUGGUUUGCUGUUUGAUUAAAUUUAUAAGUCUGGUAUUGAGAUAAGCAACUAGAAGAAUGUUGGAAGAGAGAAAAAAGAGGUUCAGCUCGGUGGAGGGUGGACCAUGGGGAUGUGUUGUUGUUCUAGCUGCAUUCUGUAUUCAGUUUUUAACAUUUGGCACCACUCAGUCAAUUGGUGUAUACAACAUAGAGUUUCUACGGUACUUUGAGACCACAGCAGCUAAAGUAUCGUUGGUGGGAUCAAUUAACCUUGGCGUUGUAUUAGGAACAGGACCAUUGGCAAGUGUUUUGAUGACCAGAUGGAGUCAUAGACAAGUAGCAUUGCUAGGGGCUGUGCUAUGUAACAUUGGACUUAUUACAAUGCCAUUUGCCCCAAACCUAGAAUAUAUGUAUGCCUUCUACGGAGUGUUGUCAGGUCUUGGCUACUGUCUAGUGUAUGUUCCAUCUCAUGUACUAAGUGGAUUGUAUUUCCUGAAACAUAGAAGUCUAGCUACUGGGAUUGCCACUGCAGGUUCAGGGAUGGGAGCAGCUGUGUUUCCUGUAGUCAUGUUUAAAAUUAUAGAUUAUUAUGGUUGGAGGGGAUCACUUUAUAUAGUAUCAGGAUUAAAUCUUCACUUAUUAAUAUUUGCUGCCUUGUUGAGGCCAGUGCCAAAAAAGUUUCUAAAAACUAUUGCUGCGGCAGAAGAACUUCAAACAUUAAAUGUUAGUAAAAAACGAAGGAAGUCGGAGGUAAAUGGUUGCGAGACUGAAAAUAUUACACCUGUUAAUGGCCAGAUUUCAAAUUGUGACUGUAAUGAAAUAGAUACAGAGCUGGAUGUAAACUCCACGAUGCUUUCAGCAGAUGAAAAAUUAGGAACAUAUGCAAGAUUACGUAAACAUUUUUUAGCAGUUUUUACAAUUGAUUUUAUAAUAUACUGGUUUAGUAAUAUAUGUUGGAAUGCAGGAGGUGCCAUAGUUUUGAUAUUUUUCCCAGAGUAUGCGUAUUCUGCGGGACUUAGUAAGGAAAAUGCAUCAAUUACAUACACAAUGGCCGGUGCAGGCUCAUGUAUAGGAUGUGUAUUGGGAGGAAUGUUAGGAAAUAUAAAAUAUUUUAAUAGAAUUGGUUUAUAUAUUGGAGGAAAUUUUGGAGCAGGCAUUGUGACCUUGCUGUUGACCUUAAAGGUGCUGCAUACAUUUGCAGGAUUGUUUAUGAUUUCACUAGUGUUUGGACUGAUGUUUGGUAUCAUACUUGGACUUCUAGUGGUUGUUACCUCUGAUUUACUUGGAACAGAAGCCCUCGGAGACGGGUUUGGAUAUCUCAUGUUUGCAAAUGGAAUUGGUGUGUUCAGUGGUCCACCUUUGGCUGGUUUACUCAUUGAUAUGUAUGGAGACGAGGAUCUUGCCAUGUACCUGUCUGGUAUAUUAACCUGUUGUGGUGGACUUACAAUGUGUGGUGUCUAUGUUAGGAAAAAAUUAUGUGGAAGUAGAGUUAGAAAGGAAAUAACAAUCAAUGUGGAACUGUAAAUUGUA
Molecule: messenger RNA, 1739 nt
Organism: Ruditapes philippinarum (Manila clam)
Lineage: Eukaryota; Metazoa; Mollusca; Bivalvia; Venerida; Veneridae
Product: monocarboxylate transporter 14-like
Exons: 6
Coding region: 288-1733 (481 amino acids)
Biological process (GO): monocarboxylic acid transport; transmembrane transport
Molecular function (GO): monocarboxylic acid transmembrane transporter activity
Source: RefSeq, a predicted model, not a curated record